Centropristis striata (black sea bass) is the source of this 1496-nucleotide messenger RNA. RefSeq names its product type I iodothyronine deiodinase-like. Lineage: Eukaryota; Metazoa; Chordata; Actinopteri; Perciformes; Serranidae. The record is from RefSeq and is a predicted model, not a curated record. Gene Ontology annotation, molecular function: thyroxine 5'-deiodinase activity. The transcript is spliced from 4 exons.
GUGAAAACUGGAGUUCAUUACCAAGGAGCAAGCAUGUCUUUUCACAGACUGCUGGUCUAUUUGAGGACAAUAUGCUGUUUUUGCUUUUUGAUCGGAAUCAAUCUAAUAGUCUACAUUAUGCGUUUUGUUUCACCAAGUCUCGCCAAGAAGCUAAUCCUAAAAGUGGGUGAAAGGACCACCAUGACCCAGAAUCCCAACUUUAAGUAUGAAGAUUGGGGUCUGACCUUUGGGACUAUGAUCUUCGUAAAAACUGCUGCAAAUCAUAUGUGGUUGGCUCUCGGACAAGAUGCGUUUGUUGGAGAAAAAGCUCCGGACACACCUGUGGUCACCAUGCAGGGAGAUAAAUCAAGUGUCUGCAAGUACAUGAAAGGCAACAGACCGCUGGUGUUGAGUUUCGGAAGUUGCACCUGACCCCCGUUUAUGUACAAACUUGAUGAGUUCAAGGAACUCGUCAAGGACUUCAGCGAUGUAGCUGAUUUUCUUGUGAUCUACAUCGCCGAGGCGCAUUCAACAGACGGUUGGGCCUUUUCCAACAACAUUGAGAUCAGACAGCACCAGAGCCUGGAGGACAGGCUGUCUGCAGCACAGAUUGUGGUUCAAAAGGAACUCCUGUGUCCAGUGGUUGUGGACGACAUGAAGGAUGUCUCUGCCAUAAAGUAUGGUGCUCUGCCUGAGAGGCUUUACGUGCUGCAGGCAGGGAAAGUUGUCUACAAGGGGGGCAUGGGGCCUUGGGAAUACGAUCCAAAGGAGGUGCGUUUGUUCCUGGAGAAGAUGAAAUAAGGAGAAUGUGUCAAGUAAAGCCAUGCAAUUGCUGUCCAACCAGUCGAAUAUAAAGAGGUCUCUGUAAUUAGCAGGGGGUUGUGGGUGUCAAUUUUGUAACCAACAUGUAUAACUCAAAGACAGACUGUUUUUUUUGUUGUUGUUUUUAAUCAAUACUCAAAUUGAUACACUGCUACAUCUACAUGUAAUUCUAUUGCUGCUCUCUGGCAUCUCUUACAUCAACCAUUGCAUGAGUAGAAAUAUUAUAACUCAUCUAAACUUGCGCUAAAGUUGCUUCUAGGCUCUCCUGUACUGAAAAAACAUACUUCUCAGUGUUUCUUAAUGACGGCUGCAGACUAAACCGUCGGCCUCUGCAGCCAGAUGAUGUGAGACACAGAGAGACAGUUCAGUCAGGAGAUUGUGUUUGAAGUAUCACAUAGUGUACAGGAGAUAUCUCCUAAAUUGUCUUAAUUCCAAAAGACCUUAAUGAAAGCACUUGUUUUCCACUUGCCUUGCAGAUUCGGUUAUUAACCAUAAACAUUGUAAACUGUAUGAACCACUGUUUUCUAUUGUCUAUGAAUGCUCCAAGGUAAUUCCACAAAAGGCUUUUCAUAUGAUGAUUACAGUGCAAACCCUUUGGUAACUGUAAUCUGAUGACAGUUUAAUCAAAAGAAAGCCUUCACUGAAUCACCCAGGAGCAUUCACAUUCAGUGUAUAAUAAGCACCUUGUUAAACUG